Messenger RNA from Macadamia integrifolia, 1308 nucleotides. RefSeq lists its product as uncharacterized. The record is from RefSeq and is a predicted model, not a curated record. Lineage: Eukaryota; Viridiplantae; Streptophyta; Magnoliopsida; Proteales; Proteaceae.
AUAGAUCAAAAGAUGCAAUUUUAAAAGAGCUUCCACAGAUUUUCUUGAUGGACUGCACAUUUAAUGACUGCAACUCUCUUUUAGAAUCAAUGGGUCAGGAAGUACUUUACCCGGCACUGGUGUUAUUUCCAGCAGGGAAGAAGAAUGCUACGUUUUAUAAAGGGGAUAUGGCUGUAGCUAACAUAAUUAGGUUUCUAGCAGAUCAUGGAAGUAAUUCUCUUAUUACCGAAGGUAUUAUGUGGAAUGGAGCAGAAAAAAGAGGUGUGAGGUCAUAUCUGUUAAAAAAUGAAUCUCCAAUUAUAGUUAAUGAAAAUGAUCCUCUUGUGAAGAGAAAUUACCAUGAAAUUGUCUUUAACCACAGGACACCUGCUGAAACUUUAGAAGACAAUCAGAUUGGAACAUACAUAUCCAAGGACAUACCUCAUGUGCUUGUUGGCUCUGUCCUUACUGCCACUGAAAUGCUUCUCAGUGCUCCCCCAUUUGAUAAUUCUGUGGUUCUCAUUGUGAAGGCAGACCAGAUUACAGGUUUUCUAGGUUUGAUUAUCAACAAACACAUCAGCUGGGACACACUACAGGAACCAAAUGGGGGGUUAGAACUGCUAAAAGAGGCUCCUCUGUCCUUUGGAGGCCCAGUUUUAAAAAAAGGAAUGCCCCUAGUCAGCUUAUCUCGAAUGGUUAUUAAACCAGGGUAUCCUGAGGUUCUUCCAAGUUUAUACUUUCUUGAUCAGUUAGCCACAAUCAAAGCUGUUGAGGGGCUCAAUUCAGGGAACCAAACUGUUAAGGACUAUUGGUUCUUUUUUGGCUACUCGAGGCGGGAAUGGAAUCAACUCUUUUAUGAGAUUGCUGAAGGGGCUUGGCAUGUAAACAAUGAGCAUGGACAGUUGGAUUGGCCUGAAAGGUGAGAAUUAAAGAAAACUAUUGUACAUGGUAGUUUGUAUGGCAGAGUUUUGAAUUUCUGCGGCCUGGAACUGUAGGAGACUAAACCGAGGACUACUACAGCAAUGCCAAGGAUGUUAGGGCCGUUUAGCAUUGGGGUACCAUUCUGGGAUUUAUUUAUUUUUAACACCUUGAAACUCUAUAUUUAGUUGUGCUUUAGCUUCCUUUUUUUGUGGUGUUGGGGGGGGGGGGUGUUUCCAAAAUGAGCUUCUUUAUUUAUAUUAAUCAGCUUAUAGGAGAUUUGAUGAGAAAUUGCUGUAGUGGCUCAAUUAGUCAAGUUGUAUAUGCUUGUAUUUUCUUGGCCUUCCAAAAGGAAAUCUGGAUUUUGAUAAAAUUAAGCUCCAUGGUAAAUACGGCAACUUUUAUAGUUUA